AUGCCUGAAAUAAAUCCAGAAGUACUCAAAGUAUUUGGCUUUUGGGGUAGCAUAUUGGUUCUGAAACUGCUGGUGAUGAUGCCGUUAACUGCACGACAGCGAAUAAGAAAAAACGCAUUCGCAAAUCAAGAAGAUGCUAUGCACUCGGGUAAAGGCAAGGUGGUUUACGAUGACCCAGACGUGGAGCGUGUACGCAGAGCACAUUUAAAUGAUUUGGAGAAUAUUCUCCCUUGGUUCAUUGUCACGUAUCUCUGGCUAGGAACAGGACCUUCGGCAUGGUUAGCCAAAAUUCUUAUUCGAACCUUUGUACUUGCUCGCGUAGGUCAUACUGCAUCAUAUGUAUUUUGGCAACAACAACCUACGAGAGCGAUAGCUUUCUUCGUGGGAUUUGUAAUUAUGGGCUACGAAGCAGUUAAGACAUUAAUGUACUAUUCCUAAGUUUUACAUAAAUCUUUGAAGCAGUAAUUGUACAACAAGCUGUAUAUUCUUUU
Trachymyrmex cornetzi is the source of this 491-nucleotide messenger RNA. RefSeq names its product microsomal glutathione S-transferase 1. The record is from RefSeq and is a predicted model, not a curated record. The coding region runs from base 1 to 438 and encodes 145 amino acids. The transcript has 2 exons. Lineage: Eukaryota; Metazoa; Arthropoda; Insecta; Hymenoptera; Formicidae. Gene Ontology annotation, cellular component: membrane.